This is a messenger RNA of Aspergillus wentii DTO 134E9, 1343 nucleotides long. RefSeq lists its product as uncharacterized. The transcript has 4 exons. The coding region runs from base 88 to 1053 and encodes 321 amino acids. Gene Ontology annotation, molecular function: arylformamidase activity. The record is from RefSeq and is a predicted model, not a curated record. NCBI's taxonomy places the organism in Eukaryota, Fungi, Ascomycota, Eurotiomycetes, Eurotiales, Aspergillaceae.
GAUCGCCUGAUUUAUUCAAGUACAGUAAGAAUAUAUAUACCAUCUCUCUUCAUUCUCUCUAUUCUAUAUCUAUCCAUCUAUCACAAAAUGUCACCCUUCGACACCCCCUUCGACCAACUCCCCAACCCCAAACAAGUCUGGGUCGGUACACCAGGCAGCCAUGAAGAAGGGCUCGGAAAACUGGCCAUCCUCACCCCAGACGUGGUGGCCAAAGCGGCCUCGUCCGAGAUCAAAACUGGCCGUCGCGUCACCAUGGGCUGGGAGUUGACCAAGCUGGAUUAUCCCAAUCUCAACCGCCAACCAUGUCACCAUCAGAUUGUGCCUCUGCUGGGCGGGGUGGCAUUUGACGAUAUCUACACAAUGAAUCCGCAGCAGAGUAGCCAGUGGGAUGGAUUGCGUCAUUUCUCGCAGACGGUGCCGGGGCAGAGUGAGCGGGUGUUCUACGGUGGAACGACGGUGGAGGAGAUUAAUGAAGCAGGAAAUGAUCGGAUUGGGACGCAGCAUUGGGCGCAGGAUGGUAUUGCAGGCCGAGGAGUCCUAAUCGACUACGCAACAUGGGCUGAAAAAAAAGGCAUAACAUACACCACCUUUUCCACCCAUCAAGUACGACUCACAGACAUCCUGGAAAUAGCCCGAGAAUGCAACAUUACCUUCCAGAAAGGUGACAUUCUGUUCGUACGUGUCGGUGUUACCAAGGAAUGGGAUACCGUCAUGACGGACGAGCAGAAACGCGCAUACUCGGACAAUCCCAGUCCGGAACACGCGGGCGUUGAGGCCAGCGUGGACGUUCUGCGCUGGCUGUGGGACACUGGAUUUGCAGCCAUUGCAAGUGACGCUAUCAGCUGGGAGGUAUACCCACCACAAUCUCCCGACCUCUUCCUCCACGAAUACGUACUAGCAGGAUGGGGCAUGCCAAUCGGCGAACUCUUCGAUCUAGAAGCUCUGGCCCGGACAUGCCAGGAACUCCAACGAUGGAGCUUCUUCGUUACGUCCGUGCCGCUGAACAUGCCAGGUGGCGUAUCCUCGCCUCCAAACGUGAUGGCGAUCUUUUGAUAGAUAGCACGAGAUAGCACGAUGCAUAGAUUAAAGUAUGGAAAUCCGAUAACUCGCCGAAGCAGGACCAGCAAGGGUCACCGGUGGAGGGUAACAAGCAAUGACCCAGACGAUCCGCAUCUGCAAUUCGUGCAUCGCCGACAGCCACAUCGGUAGGAUAUCCUUGUAAUUGGACGUGCACGUUGGAUUGACUUGCUCUGAGCACGUGUAUGUAGUAGUGUACAUAGCACCUAUAUUAUUAUUACUUUUUCUAAGAGUGGAGUUGUUAAUAAUACCUAAAUAGUCCCGUC